UAACUUGAUCCUUCAGAAUCUACGGGCAAUUGAUGUAGGCACGAUUUUUUUCGCUGUACGUUGUCGCAAAUGAAGUGUAUUAAAACAACUGGCCGAAAUGUCGAAGGAAACGAUGAUAAUCUUUGUUUACGACCUUACUAAGAAGGUGGAGAAUGACGACCCGACGGGCUCCAUUAUUUACUUCCACCCGAUGUGGGUAUCGGAACUGCAGAAAAAGUCGCUCUGUGGCCAGCUGAUGGGAUCAACAUAUUUUCUUGGUGAAACCUUAUCGACAGUUCGAUUUCUUUCGCUACAGAAUGGCAAAUUUGCGUUACGGUCGCAUGGACGUUUUAUGCUGGCAGUGGGAUCAGAUCGUAACAUAGCGGAGUCGAUUUUAGAAUACAGGGCCAGUCUGCUGUCUUCCCUGAUAGAGCUUUAUCAUGGUGAUUUUAAUACCCUCUACAAUGUUUACGUGGAAAAGGAGCAGAAGAACGGAUUCAACGAGAAAGUGUUUUGUUUGAUGGAGUCCACUUUACCAUUGCUGCAAUUCAAUGGUAAUAUUUUGCAGAAUAUGCCACUCCUCCGGCUACCAAAGUGUGCGAGUAAUGUGUAUCUGGAGUCCAACCAAAUACUUCAAAGUUUCCUGCAAAACAAGGGAGUGCUGGGAGGGUCUAUAUUUUACCACAACAAAGUAUUGGCUUCACAGUUGCCGACGAAUUUGACGAAAAUGUUCGUGUAUUCCGACCCUUAUCGGAUGAAACUCGCUGAAAUGAUAGCAGUAACGUUCCACGUGCCAAACGGCGUUAGCCUCAUCAGUGCGUACAUAACUAAGCGUGACUACACGCAACUCAUCGAUGCUACCAAAAACAUUCCGAUUUAUUUCAAUAAUUGUGCCACUGCGGCUCCACCCACCGGAUCGGUACCGUUUGCCAUCAAGAAGAAACUAAUUCCAUCGAAAGAGCUCGGCGGCACCGUAUCUGGCUUUCCGAUGCUUAAGUCGGACAAAUCGAUCAUCUUUUCAAACAUUCCCGAGGAAGAGACGGUCGGUGCGGAUGGUGGACUCUGUGAGCAAACACAAAGCAAAAAAUCGUUCAGCACCGUAUCUCGACCAACAUUUCUCCCGCUGAAGUUUAAAAAUCUAACGUCUAGAGACAUAAUCGAUUCUGGAGUGAAUUCCAUUAAUUUCGACGAAUCGGAUAGCUUUCCGAACUUUAUAGGUAAAACCAGUGUAUGUUCAACACCACUGACUGAGAACAAGAUUGUGCCAAACAGGAACAUGAUGUCGAUAUGCGUUACCCAGGAUCAGCCUUCUGCGCCUCCAGCGGAGGAAAAUGACAAUAUCGGCGUUGAAGAAGAAAAGCCGCCAAUAGCCGUGGAAGCAAAUGGUCGCAGCAGUUUAAAAUAUUUCAACGCGCGAAAGUACAGUAUCCUUAACAAUCCCUUCAUGAUGCCGAAACACAUUCGUUGUUCGUCAAUGUCGAACUUGACUGAACAACAAAGUAACGAAACGGAAGAAAACUCUCCAGCAGAAGAUACUGGUGGCGUUGAUAGGCACAUUAAAAAUAAGCGUCAAUUUAAAUUUUCCAACAACUAUGACCCGGCAAAAACUAUCAGCGAUCCGCUUUACCCUCUUGUCGACCAGCGAAAAAGAGCAAUGUCCUAUAGUUUGUUCCAAGAUUUCGAGCGAUCUCGCAACGAGCGCAUCGCCGAGCUAGUCGAACAGGAAGCGAAGCAAGAACCGAAAGGCAACGAUAAGUGCAAUCAAGUCACACAGCAGCAGCCGUCUGCGAUAGACGAUCGUAUACCGACUGUUGGUGCGAUUUCUACUACAGCUCGAAAAGUUGAGCUACCGCUAUCGGAAAAUCCCGAACUAGUCAAGGGUGCUGCAACACCGAAAGAUCGGCGUGCACUCAGCUUGCCAAUCAAAUCAUUUAAUCUCAAUGAUGAUGCCCCAUCCACCGCACGAGCAGGUGGCAAUGGUGGCACUAGCAGUGGCCAGGAACUGUUUACGCGCCGCAAAAGUACACUGGAAUUGACGCCGCUGAUGACUAAGCUAACCGUAUUGGCUCUGAAUGACACCGAAUCGAGCGGUGUUUCCAGCUGGGACACAACGCCGGGAUGCAGUUACAAUAUGGCCAUCUCGCCGCAGGAUUAUAUUCCGCAACGUAGGAAAUCGCAGGACAUAUCACAGUCUGUAGCACCGCCACUCGGUGUGCUAGCAGGAGACGAAAAUGCUCUAGUCAAGGUAGAUUUGUUCGUUUGCGUGCAACAGAACAUGACGUUGAUACUAGUCAUGCAGGAGAAAAAUUGUAAAAAUCAACGCCUUGUGCAAACUCUGUUUGAAUCGUGCGUAUCAAAGUUUCUGAGGAUUGAAAACGAUAUUCAGCUUGCAAUGAAUAUCAACGUGGACGGGUUCGACAAGACCGAUGGCUACAGUUUGAUUGCACUAGAUUCGGAUUGGGAUGUGGCGAAAAAGAAUGGACCUUGGAAUGCUUUAGAGAUGCAGACUGCAGAAUCUUUGCAUACACACUUUAAGAAGAGCAACAUUGUAACCGAAGUCACCCUAAAAUCGCAGGAAACGGUUCUGUAUGGGUAUCAGUGUGGCAUGCGCGAACUUUUCUAUACCCAAGCUGCAAACGCCCAAGGGGGUCUACCUCCACCCCAAGAUGUAAUGGGGUCAGUGCCGCUCUGUGCCAAGCGCCGCAUCGAACGUGACCAUUUUGCUUUGCUGCUGUAAAUGGACCGCUGCGUGCACAGUCAAUAUGUUCCGAUCUUCGCCAUUAGCGUACUGAGAAUAGUAUCCCUUGCGCAAUCACAUCACGAUCAUGUUUCGUCGAUCGAAACGUGUGGUCUUCUCCGUACGGGGCCAAAUUUUAAUAAUCGUCUAAAAUACUACCCUCAUGAAUCGUCGCAUUCCAAGACAACCUAUUCCAUAGCAUUCCAUUUUUUCUGUGUUGUUCGUUUGAAAGCGUAAAUAAAUGUUCUGAAGUAGGAA
Messenger RNA from Anopheles merus, 2974 nucleotides. RefSeq lists its product as uncharacterized. The transcript is spliced from 8 exons. The record is from RefSeq and is a predicted model, not a curated record. The coding region runs from base 98 to 2716 and encodes 872 amino acids. Lineage: Eukaryota; Metazoa; Arthropoda; Insecta; Diptera; Culicidae. Gene Ontology annotation, biological process: vesicle-mediated transport.